UAGUACAUACGUUUUGAACCAUUAAUUCUUCUCAUGAACUGUGGAAUCAUGCUGGGUUUCUAUUGUUGGGGUUGGGAGUUCUUAACCGCCCUUCUUCUCUUCUCCCCUUCAACUGAAACUAUUUCUUCUUCUUCUUAGUUUUUUCCUUUCUUUCUUUUUGAUCAAUUUGUUAGAGUUAUUCUUCUUGAAUAAAGGAAAAGUGGAGAAAGCACGCCAUGUCUCAGGCAAAAACUGUGGAACAUGGGUUUGAUAAGGGUCUGUUAGAAUAUGUUGGGAAAUCCUCUCCACCACCCUUCUUGUUAAAAACUUACAUGCUCGUCGAAAAUCCGGCCACCGACGACAUAAUUUCAUGGAACGCCGAGGGAACAGCCUUCGUUGUUUGGCAGCCGGCUGAGUUCGCAAGAGAUCUCCUCCCGACCCUCUUCAAGCACAGCAACUUCUCAAGCUUUGUUCGACAACUCAACACUUAUGGGUUCCGGAAAGUGGUGGCAAGCCGGUGGGAGUUCUACAACGAUUUGUUCCGGAGAGGACAGAGGGAGUUACUGAGCGAGAUACGUCGAAGAAAAGCAUGGAGAAGUAAGGUUCACCCAGUUGCGCCACCGGUCCAAGCUGCAGUACAGGAGUCCGACGAAGAGCGAGGCUCGACGUCUACGUCUUCGUCCUCCGGUCACGGCAGCCUCUUCGACGAAAACAAGCGGCUGAAGAGAGAGAACGAUAUGUUAAACAGCGAACUGGUGAGUGUGAAGAAGAGGUGUAAGGAGCUUCUGGACAUGGUUGCCCGUGGAACGAGUAGUCCAGAGAAUACAGAAGAGGACGAAAGGCCCAAGCUGUUUGGAGUGAGGCUGGGGGUUUCAGUGGAGAGGAAGAUAGAGAGAGCAGAGAUUAGUGAAAGAAUCCAUGUCUUGUUAUCUCAAUCCUGCAAAUGAAACAAGUGAUCGAUAUGUAAAGAAAUAAACCGCUUAGGAUCAAAAGUGGCGCAAGCCCAUAUCUCAGGAUCUCUGAUAUGUCAACUAAGUUAUCACCUUCAAAAGUCUAUAUGUAAAUAUAUUAUAUGCUUAAACAAUCAAAAGGAUUGUGUUUUCUUUAUAUUACAUGAACAAGUGAUUAGGAGUAUUCAGAGUAAUUUUAUAUAUAUAUAUAAAUAUAUUGACUGAUAAUUUAUUGCAACCA
This is a messenger RNA of Nelumbo nucifera (sacred lotus), 1170 nucleotides long. RefSeq names its product heat stress transcription factor B-3-like. Lineage: Eukaryota; Viridiplantae; Streptophyta; Magnoliopsida; Proteales; Nelumbonaceae. Gene Ontology annotation, biological process: regulation of transcription by RNA polymerase II. Gene Ontology annotation, molecular function: RNA polymerase II cis-regulatory region sequence-specific DNA binding; DNA-binding transcription factor activity. Gene Ontology annotation, cellular component: nucleus. The record is from RefSeq and is a predicted model, not a curated record.